AUGGCAGAUGUAGAGCAAAGAGAAAUGUCAUUAUCCGUGGAAAGAGUAAAAAACUUCAAUUACUCACAAUUUACUGACGUGACCCUUAUCGAGAGUGGAAAAUUUGCAAUUAUAUUUUCAGCCACCUUUGAAGAUAAAAAAUAUGCAUUAAAAAGCCUAAAUAAUAACUUAAAAAUUGAUGUUAAAACAAUAAGGCGAGUUAAACGUGAGAUUGAAAUUCUUUAUGAUAUCGAACACGAAAAUAUUAUCAAAUUUUAUGGAAUUUCAAAAGGUAUAAUAAAGAUUAGACUUAUAAGUCAAAAGCACUAA
Molecule: messenger RNA, 309 nt
Organism: Cetraspora pellucida
Lineage: Eukaryota; Fungi; Glomeromycota; Glomeromycetes; Diversisporales; Gigasporaceae
Source: the annotation of a GenBank genome assembly